Messenger RNA from Pecten maximus, 1966 nucleotides. RefSeq names its product actin-related protein 6-like. Gene Ontology annotation, molecular function: nucleosome binding. Bases 15 to 1205 code for a protein of 396 amino acids. The transcript is spliced from 12 exons. Gene Ontology annotation, cellular component: Swr1 complex. NCBI's taxonomy places the organism in Eukaryota, Metazoa, Mollusca, Bivalvia, Pectinida, Pectinidae. The record is from RefSeq and is a predicted model, not a curated record.
CAUGUGUUUAAAAGAUGGCGGUCAUAGUGCUCGACAACGGAGGCGGUUUCGCUAAAGUUGGAUAUUCUACCGACAAGGAACCAAGAGUUUUACCAAAUUGUGUGACAAAAGCCAAAAAUGUCAGGACGCGGAUUUUCAUUGGUGACCAGAUCGACGAUUGUAAGGAUCUAUCAGGACUCUACUACCUGUUGGCCUUCCAGAAGGGCUACCUUACAAACUGGGAUAUCGAGAGACAAGUCUGGGACUAUAUUUUCGGCAAAGAUUUUCUCAAGGUCGACUUCAACGAGACCAGUAUCAUAAUAACAGAUCCGUACUUCAACUUUGCAUCCAUCCAGGAGGCCAUGAAUGAGAUUUUGUAUGAGGAGUACCAGUUUAAAUCUGUUCUCCACUGUAACCCGUCCUAUCUCAGUCAGUAUAAGUACCAGAAGGAGUGUCCAGAGAAACAGUUCUGUACCAUGGUAGUGGACACUGGCUAUUCCUUCACUCACCUCGUACCCUACUUCAAAGGCAAGAAGAUCGAAAACUCCGUCAGAAGGAUAAAUAUUGGAGGGAAAAUCCUUACAAAUCAUCUGAAAGAAAUUAUUUCAUAUAGACAACUGAUGGUGAUGGAUGAAACCUACGUCAUCAACCAGGUGAAGGAGGAUGUGUGUUACGUUUCCCAGCAAUUUACCAAAGACAUGGACAUAGCCAGAUUGAAAGGUCCAGCCAACACGAUAGCCAGGGACUACGUAUUACCGGAUUAUACUCACAUUAAGAGGGGGUAUGUUAGACCUCAAGGUGACACUACAGGAAAAGCUAAAGAUGGAGAACAGAUCAUUCGGAUGAGUAAUGAGAGAUUUGCUGUACCGGAGCUGCUGUUCCAUCCAUCAGACGUUGGUAUACAGGAGAUGGGAAUUGCCGAGGGACUUGUCCACACAAUCGGCACUAUGCCAGAAGAUAUCCAGCCACACAUGUACAAUAAUAUCGUGCUAACAGGCGGUAAUUGUCUCCUCCCUGGAUUUUAUCAAAGGAUGGUGGCAGAUACAAGGAGUAUGGCCCCAGAUGAAUAUGACUUGACAGUCACAAAUCCACCCAAUCCAGCGACGUAUUCCUGGUCCGGUGGAGCGAUGCUAGCCGCUGACACAAGCUUCAGUAAAUUAUGUGUUUCACGUGAAGAUUACGAGGAAAAUGGACACAGUUUAUGCCUGGAAAAAUUUGAUGUGUGACCCAUAAUGACUGCCAGUAAAAUUGAAGAGGCAGACAUGAGAAGACUUACCAUGCGUCUUGAAACAAAGAUUUGAAACGAAACAAGAAGAUUUCAGAUCGAGUAAGGAGAAUCGCCAGACAGCAGAAAACCUAAAAAAAUCUUAUGGUCUCGUCACUUGGCUACACUGUAAAUUGUUACCGCAAAUGAAGUGGGCGAGAUUCAUGUAGAUCUGCAUUGACUAUCUUUUCGUGACUUUAUUUUAAUGUCGUGUCCGAGUCAAUUAAUUCAGCCUUACUGAUGUUUCAAGAGUAAUAUCCUCUCAGUAAUGAAAACCUAUUUCAAGAAUAUUAUCAAUGCGAAAACUGUUUUCGGAGGAUAUUGCAGCGAGAGCUGUUCGUGGUUUUUUUCUUCACACAAACCACAACUUUGUUCCACUGUUCCACUUACAGGAACAAACCACCAGUAUUGUGUUCAAAAGAUUUUAAAAUUAAAAAAAUUUUUUUAACACUGUCAGACUGCUAUGUGAUGUAACAUAUGUAGAUACCUAUUGUUGUCGUAACAAUGGGCCUGUUUGUUUGUGUUGACAAAAAAGUAGGUCUUUGCUUUAAGGCAUAAAUCCUGAUGGACAAGUAGGUGUCAAUACUGGCCAUGAAAGCCUUUACCAUCUAUAGAUCUCUGUAGGUCUGUUUUUGUUAGCUCACCUGCCCAAAGGGCAGGUGAGCUUAUGACGUGGCGCGGCGUCCGUCGUCCGUCCGGCUGUCCGUCCGGCGUCAACUUUUC